Molecule: messenger RNA, 555 nt
Organism: Vigna radiata var. radiata (mung bean)
Lineage: Eukaryota; Viridiplantae; Streptophyta; Magnoliopsida; Fabales; Fabaceae
Product: putative nuclease HARBI1
Exons: 2
Coding region: 1-555 (184 amino acids)
Source: RefSeq, a predicted model, not a curated record
AUGAAAUUCACAUAUGUCCUUGCUGGGUGGGAAGGCACUGCAUCAGAUUCAAGAAUUUUAAAAAAUGCUCUUGAUCGAGAUGAUCCGUUAGUUAUCCCCCAAGGAAAAUACUACCUCNGUGAUGCUGGAUUUAUGUUGAAAAGCACAGUUUUGACUCCAUAUAGAGGCGUCAGAUAUCACCUUAAGGAAUAUACACGUAGAGGACCACAAAAUGCACGCGAGUUGUUUAAUCAUCGACAUUCAUCGUUGAGAAAUGUUAUUGAAAGAACAUUUGGUGUGUUGAAAAAAAGAUUCCCUAUCAUUGCAAGUGGCACUGAACCACACUAUGAAUUGGAGACGAUGACAGAGAUUAUCUUAGCAUGUUGUAUCUUACACAACUUCCUUCGUAGCGUGGAUCAUGAUGACUCAUUACUUCACGAAGUUGAUAAUGAGUUGACUGGAAGAGAAGAGCAUAAUGCUUCAUCGUCUCAAGUUAGGGAAGAGGAUCAUAAGAUGGGUAGUAGUAUUAGGGAUGCCAUAGCAGAUCAUAUGUGGCGAGAUUAUCAGAACUCUUAG